UUUUCCCACUCCAUUGCUUCUCUCACCAUGUUUAAAUAUGACCAUGUUCCAUUACACAGGCCUUAGGCAGUUGUAGAGAGAGAAAAAGUGAGCAUGGAGGCGAUGAAGAUGGCGAUUCUGAUGAUUCUUCUUCUUAUAAUAAGUGAGCAUGCAAAGGGUGCCAUUGUCCAAUUCAUCUUUGGGGACUCACUCUCUGAUGUUGGGAACAACAAUUACUUGCCUAGGAGCCUUGCCAAGGCCAAUUUGCCCUACUAUGGAAUCGAUUUUGGAAAUGGGUUGCCUAAUGGCAGAUACACAAAUGGGCGCACUGUUGCCGAUAUAAUAGGUGACAAAAUGGGUCUGCCUCGGCCUCCUGCAUUUCUUGACCCCAAUCUCACAGUUGACAUGAUACUAGAAAAGGGGGUGAACUUUGCUUCAGGUGGAGGAGGGAUUCUAAACGAGACAGGGCAAUGGUUUAUUCAAAAGUUUUGCCUUUGGAAACAAAUAGAGCUAUUUGAGGGCACUCAGCAAAUGGUUUCAAAGAAAAUAGGUCGCCAAGCAGCAAUGGAAUUCUUCACAAAUUCAAGAUAUGUGGUGGCCCUGGGAAGCAAUGACUUCAUAAACAACUACCUAAUGCCUGUUUACAAGGACUCAUGGACCUAUACAACAACGCAAUUCAUAGACUACCUGAUGAGUACCCUCAGACAACAACUAAUAGUAUUGCAUGGGUAUGGGGUAAGGCAAUUGGUAUUUUUUGGGCUAGGACCCAUGGGUUGCAUUCCCCUUGAACGUGUGCUAGGCAUAACUGGAGGUUGUCAAACCAAAGUAAACAACAUUGCUUUCCAAUUCAACAAAGCAGCAAGCAACCUCUUGAAAGAUUUGUCAUUGCAUUUACCAAAUGCUACCUAUAGAUUUGGGGAUGCAUAUGAUGUUGUAGCUGAUGUGAUUCAUAACCCCAACAAAUAUGGUUUUGAAAACUCGGACUCGCCUUGUUGCUCAUUUGGCCGAAUCAGACCGGCCCUCACUUGUAUUCCAGCAUCGAGUCUUUGCAAAGAUAGAAGCAAAUAUGUAUUCUGGGACGAGUAUCACCCCACUGAUGCAGCCAAUGAAAUAAUUGCCGAGCAAAUUAUUGCAAAUCUUGGAUUCAAGCCCAUCAAUGCCUCAGGAGAAGCCCCCUUUGGAGCACCAGAACCUGCCCCCUCUCUAUUUUAGUUAAUUUCUUUUAAAAUAUUUUUACUUAAUUAUUUAUAAUCUUAUUCCAAAUAUUUUCAGUUAAAUAUUACGUAUACAAAAUAUAGCCUGUAGGAGGAUGUUAUUAUUUAAUUUUCAUGUGUGGGACUAUGGUUAUCCUUUGGUUACCUUUUAUAAUGAAUAUUAAAGGAGGAAGAGAGGUGGUUUUUUU
Amborella trichopoda is the source of this 1381-nucleotide messenger RNA. RefSeq lists its product as uncharacterized. Lineage: Eukaryota; Viridiplantae; Streptophyta; Magnoliopsida; Amborellales; Amborellaceae. Gene Ontology annotation, molecular function: hydrolase activity, acting on ester bonds. The record is from RefSeq and is a predicted model, not a curated record.